Myotis daubentonii (Daubenton's bat) is the source of this 3971-nucleotide messenger RNA. It is a transcript of the gene RNF145, whose product is annotated as ring finger protein 145. Bases 315 to 2681 code for a protein of 788 amino acids. NCBI's taxonomy places the organism in Eukaryota, Metazoa, Chordata, Mammalia, Chiroptera, Vespertilionidae. The record is from RefSeq and is a predicted model, not a curated record. Gene Ontology annotation, biological process: ERAD pathway; proteasome-mediated ubiquitin-dependent protein catabolic process. Gene Ontology annotation, cellular component: endomembrane system. Gene Ontology annotation, molecular function: zinc ion binding; ubiquitin protein ligase activity. The transcript has 12 exons.
GCCGCUGUGAACCUCGCCGCCCCGGCCCCCGCCGCCGCCGCCCGAGGAGAACAGGAGGGCGGGCGAGAGAGCCAGGCAUUUGCGGAGCCUCCAGCCCUCGGCGGCGCCGCCUCGCAGGCGGGGACGCUGCAGCCCGAGUUUACAGGAAACAGGAAACUAGUGUGAAAGGAAAGGAGAGGACUGUGUCUUUUUGUGUUUUAAAAUACGGAGUGUGCAGCUCUGAAUCUUGAAUCACGCCCAAAGGAUGAGCUGUCGGUGCUGCAGUCGUGACCCCGGUUGAGCCUGAAUGGCAGAAGUCUGCUCCACGAAAAAACAUGGCUGCCAAGGAGAAAAUGGAGGCAGUGUUGAAUGUGGCCCUGAGGGUGCCAAGCAUCAUGCUGUUGGAUGUCCUGUACAGAUGGGAUGUCAGCUCCUUCUUCCAGCAGAUCCAAAGAAGUAGCCUCAAUAACAACCCUCUUUUCCAAUAUAAGUAUUUGGCUCUUAAUAUGCAUUAUGUAGGUUAUAUCUUAAGUGUUGUGCUACUAACCUUGCCCAGGCAAUACCUGGUUCAGCUUUACCUAUAUUUUUUGACUGCCCUUCUCCUCUAUGCUGGACAUCAAAUCUCCAGGGACUAUGUUCGAAGUGAACUGGAGUCUGCCUAUGAAGGACCGAUGUAUUUAGAACCUCUCUCCAUGAAUCGAUUUACCACAGCCUUAAUAGGUCAGUUGGUGGUGUGUACUUUAUGCUCCUGUGUCAUGAAAACGAAGCAGAUUUGGCUCUUUUCCGCCCACAUGCUUCCUCUGCUAGCACGACUCUGCCUGGUUCCUCUGGAGACCAUUGUUAUCAUCAACAAAUUCGCUAUGAUUUUUACUGGAUUAGAAGUUCUCUAUUUUCUUGGGUCUAAUCUUUUGGUACCUUAUAACCUUGCUAAGUCUGCAUACAGAGAAUUGGUUCAGGUUGUGGAGGUAUAUGGCCUUCUAGCCUUGGGAAUGUCCCUGUGGAAUCAACUGGUGGUCCCUGUACUUUUCAUGGUUUUCUGGCUCGUCUUGUUUGCUCUUCAGAUUUACUCCUACUUUAGUACUCGAGAUCAGCCUGCGUCGCGGGAAAGGCUUCUUUUCCUUUUCUUGACAAGUAUUGCUGAAUGCUGCAGCACUCCUUAUUCUCUUUUGGGUUUGGUCUUCACGGUUUCUUUUGUUGCCUUGGGUGUCUUGACACUCUGCAAGUUUUACUUGCAGGGUUAUCGAGCUUUCAUGAAUGAUCCUGCCAUGAAUCGGGGUAUGACAGAAGGAGUUACGCUGUUAAUCCUGGCUGUGCAGACGGGUCUCAUCGAGCUGCAGGUGGUGCACCGGGCAUUCCUGCUCAGUAUUAUCCUUUUCAUUGUUGUAGCUUCUAUCCUACAGUCUAUGUUGGAGAUUGCAGAUCCUAUUGUUUUGGCGCUGGGAGCAUCUAGAGACAAGAGUUUAUGGAAACACUUCCGUGCUGUGAGCCUUUGUUUAUUUUUACUGAUAUUCCCCGCUUAUAUGGCCUACAUGAUUUGCCAGUUUUUCCACAUGGAUUUUUGGCUUCUUAUCAUUAUUUCUAGCAGCAUUCUUACCUCUCUUCAGGUUCUGGGAACACUUUUUAUUUAUGUCUUAUUUAUGGUUGAGGAAUUCAGAAAAGAGCCAGUAGAAAAUAUGGAUGAUGUCAUCUACUAUGUGAAUGGCACUUACCGCCUGCUGGAGUUUCUUGUGGCGCUUUGUGUGGUGGCCUAUGGCGUCUCGGAGACCAUCUUUGGAGAGUGGACAGUAAUGGGCUCAAUGAUCAUCUUCAUCCAUUCCUACUACAAUGUGUGGCUUCGGGCCCAGCUGGGGUGGAAGAGCUUUCUUCUCCGCAGGGAUGCUGUGAAUAAGAUUAAAUCAUUACCUCUUGCAACGAAAGAGCAGCUUGAGAAACACAAUGAUAUUUGUGCCAUCUGUUAUCAGGACAUGAAGUCUGCUGUGAUCACGCCUUGCAGUCAUUUCUUCCACGCGGGCUGUCUGAAGAAGUGGCUGUAUGUCCAGGAGACCUGCCCCCUGUGCCACUGCCACCUCAAAAACUCUUCCCAGUUCCCAGGGUCAGGGACUGAGCCGGCUCCACAACCGCGUGCUGGAGCUGAGCAAAACGCAGUGCGUCAGGAAGGGACCCAGCCGGCUCCACAACCACGUGCUGGAGCCGAGGAAAACGCUGUGCGUCAGGAAGGGACUGAGCCGGCUCCACAACCACGUGCUGGAGCCGAGGAAAACGCUGUGCGUCAGGAAGGGACUGAGCCGGCUCCACAACCUCGUGCUGGAGCCGAGGAAAACGCUGUGCGUCAGGAAGGGACCCAGCCGGCUCCACAACCGCGUGCUGGAGCCGAGGAAAACGCUGUGCGUCAGGAAGGGACUGAGCCGGCUCCACAACCACGUGCUGGAGCCGAGGAAAACGCUGUGCGUCAGGAAGGGACCCAGCCGGCUCCACAACCGCGUGCUGGAGCCGAGGAAAACGCUGUGCGUCAGGAAGGGACCCAGCCGGCUCCACAACCGCGUGCUGGAGCCGAGGAAAACGCUGUGCGUCAGGAAGGGACUGCACCCCCAGACCAAGAGCAUCCUCGAGGGACCGGAAUGGAAGAAGGUUCCAAAGACAAUAAUGAGUGCAUUGCCAGCAGAUCAGGUAGCCAGGAAGGGACUUAUGAGCCCAUGGAAUAGCUUCUUGGUGCAAAAGAUGAAGCACGUGCUGCUGAGGUCAACCCAGAAGAAAAGCAGCAGGAGUAACGCUGUGUGUGCUGGCGGGGAGGCUAACUCCGAUGGAAUUUGUGCCCAGAUUUGAGAAACAAAUAUAUGGGGUGAUUAGGUGGGAAAUUUGACAUUCCAAGGAUCUAAUCCAGGAAGUACUUACUCUCAGUGGAGACCACCUGCUUUCAUGCCCUUGACAUUGUGGGAGAAAUUUUGCAAUGUAUGCUAAUCAAAAUGUAUUUAUAUAUCCUAUGCUGAUGUUUUGUAGAGGUUUGCCAAGGAAAUUUAACCUCAACAACUUCAGAAACUGUCCCUGAUUUGUAAGGGAUAAAUAAAAUCAGAUUUGAGUGUUUGAAAGGGGCUAAAGAAAGAAAGACAACAUAAGGACAGUCUGGGAAGAGGCAGGCAGAAUGGAACUGACAUUUCACUUUCUAUGGGACAGGAUCCUUUUUACAGAAUAUGAGUAGUGACCAGCCCCUUUCUCCACCCCCUUUUCCCUCAGCUAAUUUGAACUCAGUCUGGUAAUUAUUGAGUUUUGUACAGCACCGAUUGAAAUCAAAGAUAUAAAAGCAUUAAUUGUAUCCAGAGAUUGAAACAUGCUCAUACUUUGUAAGUGCUUUCGGGGAGGGGCGGGUGGGCAUUUGGCCUCAGGUACAUUCACGUAACCUGAGACUCAUGAACUUUCUGAUGGAGUCCUCAAUAUUUUGUGUAUAUGAAAUUUUUGUUAAUAUAUCAUACACUGUUGGCUGUGUGAAGUAAUCUAAAACUCUAAUGAACACUUUGGAGUCCACAUUAGUGUGGGAGACCAAAGUGGGAAGGGCUUUAGGGCACUGAUAGAGGCCUUGUGUACUUUUCAAUCCUGUGUAAUGUUUAGUUCUUGCAACUGAAUCAACAGUGUUAAGUUAUGGCAAUAUUUGCACUUGGGAAUGAGUACAUAACUGUAUGAUCACACUGCAAAUGCCACUUUUAAAGCUGUUAAUAGACUUUGCACCUUUUCUUUGAUAAGGAUGUGUCAUAUUUAAAUUUUUACAUUCAUCAUGGCUACAGGUAGACCGGGGGGGGGGGGGGGGAUACAAUUUUUUAUGGGAAUUUUGAUAUGAAAAGAAACUAGUCAUUUAUUUAUACAAUAGGCUUGGUUCAGAAUGUUUUUCAGACUUGGUAUUCCUAAUGUGGGUUGUGACUUUAUUUUAUUUUUAGUAGCAAAUUUGGAUGUAGACUGACAGACAUAGCUGAAUGUCUUAAUAAAUUUAAAUUUGAAGAUAA